AUGGCGAGACCAAAACAGACAGCGUUUAAGCGUCCCUCCAAAAAGCGUGCCGCCGAAGAACAGAGCGACUCUGCAGUCGAUGAACCUCAAAGCAAGAAAGUUAAGCAAGGCUUCGUCCUGAACACAGAGCCUCAGAAAGACGACGAUGGAAAUGCAUACUGGGCCAUCUCAUCCAAACGACGUCUGCAAGUUAGCGAGUUUAAGGGUGUCACUAUGGUAUCCAUUCGCGAAUUCUAUGAGAAAGAUGGCAAGAAUCUACCCGGAAAGGGCAUAUCUCUCCCCGUCGAGCAAUUCAAUGCAUUAUGCCAGCUUCUUCCACAAGUGGAAUCAGUUCUCAGUGCCAAAGACCUUGAGACCGUUCGUCCUCAAUACCAGGAUUCAUCAAAGACGUCCACCAGCACGAAGCUAGAUCGCAAGGCUGAGGAGAAGAAGGUAGUUGCAAGUGAGGACGAUGACGACGAUGAGCCAGAGAUCAUCAAACCAAUGGUAUCGACCAAGGACAAGCUGAGCAAAUUCAAGCUGAAAGCCAACCAUGAGGCGACCAGUGAUGAAGACGGUUGA
Messenger RNA from Ramularia collo-cygni, 561 nucleotides. RefSeq lists its product as uncharacterized. Bases 1 to 561 code for a protein of 186 amino acids. Gene Ontology annotation, biological process: positive regulation of transcription initiation by RNA polymerase II. Lineage: Eukaryota; Fungi; Ascomycota; Dothideomycetes; Mycosphaerellales; Mycosphaerellaceae. The record is from RefSeq and is a predicted model, not a curated record. The transcript has 2 exons. Gene Ontology annotation, molecular function: DNA binding; transcription coactivator activity.